ACCACGGUUUAGUAGAUAUUCUGCAGCGCGAGGCAGCCGUAUGUGGUUGAGUAAAGUCAGACUUUCUGGGGUUUUUUGCCCUAACUCGAUAGUUUUGGUUUCCAGAUUGCAGUCGGACGCUUUUAACACACUUUUGACUCAUUUUGUAACAUACCACGUGACGUGACGUCGUACAGGAAUCCGUUUCCCCCUCGUUACAGUUAGCCCGCCUUAAACAGAGAUUGCUCGAGCUGAUCAUUGUUUUAGGGCGCUAGCUGCUAACGAAACAACAAGGCAGGGGCGGCGCGUGCACGGCGCCCGCGUGACACGUACCGGUUCUGCUGUGGUUCCGAAAGGACGUUCUCUCUGGGUUUGUUCAGAUUCUGACCGGACUUUUCUAUUGACAGACCCGCGUCCACCAUGCUCCCGCUGCUGUCGGCUCGUGUCACGUGGUGAGGCGGGUCAAAGGUCACACUGGAGUAGCCCUCACCUGAACAUGGACCUGACUGCUGCUCCACGCUGAAGCAGAGCAGGGGGGCACUUUGGAUCAGAGAGGGACAUGGAUCUGAAGAAGGACGAUGUGGUGGAGGAUGGAGGGGCGGAGGCGGCCGUUUCUGCGCAGGAACCCUCGGAGAACACCCAGAAGAUCAGAACGUGGAAGCUGUCGGUGAUCUUCCUGUGCUUCUACGGCUUCAUGACGUCCCUGAAGCCCGGCGAGGCCUUCAUAACCCCCAACCUGCUGAGCUCGGAGAAGAACUUCACCAGAGAGCAGGUGACCAACGAGAUCACGCCGGUGCUGACCUACUCCUACAUGGCCGUGCUGGUGCCGACCUUCCUGCUGACGGACCUGCUGCGCUACAAGCCGGUCCUGAUCCUGCAGGCGCUCAGUCAGGUGGUCAUCUGGCUGAUCAUGCUGCUGGGGGACCAGCUGCUCCACAUGCAGCUCAUGGAGUUCUUCUACGGCAUCACCAUGGCGUGCCGGGUGGCCUACUCCUCCUACAUCUUCUCCCUGGUCAGCCCGGACCUGUACCAGCGCGUGGCGAGCUACUCGCGCUCCUCGGUGCUGUUUGGCGUCUUCACCAGCUCCGUCGUGGGCCAGCUGUGCAUGUCUCUGGGGAACAUCUCCUUCUCCUCCCUCAGCUGCGUCUCCCUGGGCUUCGUCAGCUUCGGCCUGGUCCUCGCCAUGUUCCUGCCCUGGCCCAAGCGCUCCUUGUUCUUCAACCGGACUAAAGAUCCAGAGCGGCUGACGGCGUCUAAGUCAGAACUGGACCAGAUGAAGCCCAAAUGCGAGGCAGCGUCCUCUGCCUCGGCCUGGAGGGAGUCGGUCUUUGUGCAGAUGCUCCUGGAGGUGAGGAACGUGGUGAAGACGCCCAGCAUGAGGCUCUGGUCUCUGUGGUGGGUCUUCAACUCCACAGGAUAUUACCUGGUGCUGUUCUACGUCCACAUCCUGUGGAGCAAGGUCUACCCCGCCACCGAGAACAAGCACGUCUACAACGGGGGAGUGGAGGCCGCGUCUACGCUACUGAGCGCUGUGAUGUCCUUCGCGGCGGGCUUCGUUAAGAUCCGCUGGAAGGUGUGGUCGGAGCUGGUCAUCGGGAUCAUCACGGCGGCGCAGGCGGUUCUGCUCUUCAUCAUGGGAAACACCAGCAACAUCUGGGUCUGCUACGUCUCCUACGUGCUCUUCAGAGGCUUCUACCAGUUCCUGGUGCCCAUCGCCACAUUCCAGAUCGCCUCGUCGCUCACCAAGGAGCUGUGCGCGCUGGUGUUCGGCAUCAACACCUUCCUAGGGACCAUCCUGAAGAGCAUCAUCAACCUGAUCUUCUCAGACAGGAAGGGGCUGGGUCUGGACGUCCACGCUCAGUUCCUGGUCUACUUCAUCUACUUCACGGUCCUCACCGCCGUUUACCUCGUCUGCGCCGUCGUGGUCAUCGUCCGCCACUUCAGAACGCAGUCCAGAGAGGGGGCCGAGCAGCCCACCGAGCUGACCCCCGUUGACGCACCGGCGGAAACAGAACCGCUGUCCGACGGCCCGAACGCCAAAGCCUGAGGACCGGGCUCCGGCGGGUUCUGGUUCUGCUGCUGCUGUCGUUUGAAACGAUGAGCCCACAUCAUGAAAGUGCCUCCUCAGCUGCAGCAGUCCAGUGCCUGUAGGGGAUUAUCAGCAGAGAAGAAGCUCCCAACACUCCUGCUCUCCAUCCACAGCCUCCUGCUGCAGAUUACAGGGAUCGCUAUGCUGGAUUAAAUCAGAUUAUGAGAACUGCGGAUUCUUCAUCAGAUGAAGGUCAAAGGAGGACGGUCAAUCCGCAGCUUCUGAUGGGAUCAAACCUUUGAUUUUAGAGAGUUUCAGACCAGAUCAUGAUAGUCUUAAAAAAUCAAAAUGUGAUGGAUAAUCUUUUCUUCUAACAUGCUGAAAACUCUGUUGAAUGUAAACCAGGAAAUAAAUCAUUUUUAAUAAUUUUAA
Messenger RNA from Oryzias melastigma (Indian medaka), 2440 nucleotides. It is a transcript of the gene slc19a1, whose product is annotated as solute carrier family 19 member 1. Gene Ontology annotation, cellular component: plasma membrane; basolateral plasma membrane; apical plasma membrane. The record is from RefSeq and is a predicted model, not a curated record. The transcript is spliced from 7 exons. Gene Ontology annotation, biological process: folate transmembrane transport. Gene Ontology annotation, molecular function: folic acid binding; folate:monoatomic anion antiporter activity. The coding region runs from base 539 to 2026 and encodes 495 amino acids. NCBI's taxonomy places the organism in Eukaryota, Metazoa, Chordata, Actinopteri, Beloniformes, Adrianichthyidae.